CCGCCCAAACUUCGCACCAUUAGAUCGAUCCUUUGACAUCUUACACCUCUCGACAUCAAUCACCAUCACUAGCAGGCCUUGGGCAAGGCACUGCAUCAACAUCUACCUACGCGACCCCCUACUACCCACCUCGCUCUCGGGCCUCGGGCACUCCCACACACAAGCCGACCCCGAGCCUUCUUGGCGCCCCCCAAACCCAACUCGAGAGGGCAGAGUCGACCCCGCCGCCGUGCCCGGACUCGACCUCGACCUCGCCUUGCCCAAUUAUUAGCAUCGCACCCACUCCCCACCCCCACCACCGCACCGCCCGAUGCAAGCGUACGACCCGUACGACCGGCGGACCUCGGCGCCCUCAUGGCCGACACAGCAGCAACCCCCUCCACCGCAACCACAAAGGGAGUGACGUACCCCCAUCCGUCGGCGGCGGCGGCCAAGGCAAACGUGCCGCUGGAAUCGUCGACAUCGUCGCGCGCCAAGCCGUCCACCGCGGCCUGCGCGUACCCCGAGCGAUGCGUCUUCUGCAACGUCCAAGUCGACGACAUCAUCAAGACGAUGCCCCCGUUCCUCCAUCCGCCGACCGAGGCGCGCAUGAAGGGCGCGGACAAGGCUUCGCGGUGCGCCAAGUAUAUCCGGAGCGACGACGGCAAGAUCCUCAUCACGGCCGUCUCGUGGAAAGCCAGCGGCGUGAACAAGGUUCUCACACGAGAACAACUGUGCAACGCAUGGUAUGUCCUCACGAAUAACUUUUUACUGUGCGCGUGCGUCAUGAGCGGCUUGAAGCGGGCCUGGGCGGACGGCAUUUUCCUGGGCAAUGCAGAGAGAGACGCGGGCGAGUGCAGGACACAGGCGUGGAGAAUAGUGCAGAAGCGGAAACGGAUAGACGACUUCAUCUGGUCGCUGCACGAGCUCGAGGAGACGCGGACAGCGCCAACGAGCUUCAACCACGACCAGGCAGCGGCGCUCGAGCUGGCCGCGGCGUCAGACUACCGCGAAAAGCUGCUCACAGGCGACGGGUACUCGCUCGGCGCAGAGUGGAUCCGGCUGCGCGACGGGCUCGUGGCCGUCGGCGGCGAGUACUACAAGCAGCUAGGGCCCAUCCUCCCCUUCCCAACGGACAAUGCCGAAGAGCACGAACCCUUACCGGCGUACUCGAAAUAAACGCGUGCCCGCCCGCUCUCACGGGCCGUUUCAAAACGGCGUCGAAGGCGACACAGUCACCGACCCCAUACCGUCAGGCCAGGCCAGGCCCAUACCCCCGCGAUCCAUCAGACCCUCAUACCCCUCGGUUGUACAGCACUGUUUGUAUACUACGCACAGGGUGUGUAUUAGACUACUACCCUGCAUAGGCGCGAGGCCACAGCAUGCGACGAUCAUGAU
Messenger RNA from Vanrija pseudolonga, 1377 nucleotides. RefSeq lists its product as uncharacterized. Bases 355 to 1158 code for a protein of 267 amino acids. The record is from RefSeq and is a predicted model, not a curated record. Lineage: Eukaryota; Fungi; Basidiomycota; Tremellomycetes; Trichosporonales; Trichosporonaceae. The transcript has 5 exons.